AUGAAUAUUUUAAUCUUAGUAAGACUUAUUUUUAGUAGACAAAAUGCAGUUAUAAUGAUUUUAUGUAGAAAUAGAGAAAAAGAUGCAAUAGCAAAUACAUUAAGAAAUUUUGAAGAAAAAUUUAAUAAAAACUAUAACUACCCCUAUGUGUUUUUAAAUGAUGAUGAUUUUACUGAUGAGUUUAAGAAAGAAAUACAAAAAAUAACAUCUAAUGUUAAAUUUGGGAAAGUAGAGAAAGAAGACUGGGAAAUGCCAGAUAAUAUUGAUAGAGUAAAAGCAAUGAAGAAUUGGAAACUUAUGGAAACAAAGGGUGUUCCAUAUGCUAAUUUAGAAAGUUAUCAUAACAUGUGUAGAUUCUUUUCAAGAACUUUCUAUAAACACAAACUAUUGCUAGAAUACGACUAUUACUGGAGAAUUGAACCAGGUGUCAAAUUUCAUUGUGAUAUUGAUUUUGAUCCAUUUGAUGAACUUAAGUUUAAAAAUAAAAAGUAUGCUUUUGUAAUUACAAUUAGAGAAUUUAUGGAUUCAAUACCCUCACUUAUGGAUGUAACACUUGAUUUUUUAAAAGAAAAUUAUACUAAAAUACCAAAAUAUAACUCACAUAAGUUUAUGUUUGAUAAUGGAAAGUAUAAUGGAUGUCAUUUUUGGUCAAAUUUUGAAAUAGCAGAUUUUAACUUUUUUAGAAGUAAACUUUAUAAUGCAUAUUUAGAUCACUUAGAGAAUUCAGGAGGAUUUUACUACGAGAGGUGGGGAGAUGCGCCAGUUCAUUCAUUAGCAGUUGCACUAUUCCUUGAUUUAUCACACAUAUUAUUUAUUAAAAAAAUAGGAUAUACACAUGAUUCAUUUACUCACUGUCCAGAAGAAGGAAAGAAUUGUGACUGUGAUGUUAAAAAAAGUGUAGAUUUUACACCUUUUUCAUGUCUGAAAGAAUAUUUGAGAGUUUAA
Molecule: messenger RNA, 945 nt
Organism: Hepatospora eriocheir
Lineage: Eukaryota; Fungi; Microsporidia; Hepatosporidae
Source: the annotation of a GenBank genome assembly